AUGUCGUUAAAAAUUCUUGUGCUUCUUGUCGUCUUUAUUGUGAUCCUUGCAAAAAACAAAGACAAAGAAAGAGAACAAAGAUUCGAAAAUUAUGAUUCUUAUCAAAAAAGCGAAAAUCGUGACGAACGGGGUUUUAUAGAUUAUGAAGAAAGUUCCUACGAUGACAGUGAACAUUUAUUUGAAGAGGAUGAUGACGAUGAUAAUUUCUUUGAUGACUAUUGCAAAAUUUUUCAUGAAGAGAAUAAAAGAGUUGCGGAAAAUGGCACACAUAACAGUUGCAACAUGUAUUUAAACUAUUUAAACUAUUAUGAACAUUUUUGUAGCAAGCGUGAUUAA
Acaulospora morrowiae is the source of this 336-nucleotide messenger RNA. NCBI's taxonomy places the organism in Eukaryota, Fungi, Glomeromycota, Glomeromycetes, Diversisporales, Acaulosporaceae. The record is from the annotation of a GenBank genome assembly.